Molecule: messenger RNA, 1051 nt
Organism: Daphnia carinata
Lineage: Eukaryota; Metazoa; Arthropoda; Branchiopoda; Diplostraca; Daphniidae
Product: serine/threonine-protein kinase/endoribonuclease IRE1-like
Exons: 4
Coding region: 56-916 (286 amino acids)
Biological process (GO): protein phosphorylation; intrinsic apoptotic signaling pathway in response to endoplasmic reticulum stress; IRE1-mediated unfolded protein response
Cellular component (GO): IRE1-TRAF2-ASK1 complex
Molecular function (GO): RNA endonuclease activity; protein serine/threonine kinase activity; ATP binding
Source: RefSeq, a predicted model, not a curated record
CUGCACGACUAGUGUAACUUACAUCCUUCCAUUCGCCACCAGAUUAACUGAAAUCAUGUCUAGCAAAAUUGUAGAUUAUGACAGGAAAGCUUUACUGGGCGAGGGCAUAGCUGCCCAGGUAUUUUUAGGCACUUUUGCUGGCAACCAAAUUGCCGUAAAAAAGAUACAAAAAAGAAUGGAACAAAAUCAGAACAAAGAUGUUAAAAGCCGCGAAGAUACAUCCAUGAAACAAUUCGAUCAUCCCAAUGUUCUCAAAUUAAUUGAGAUACAAGAAGAUGUAGAUUUUAAGUAUUUAAUAUUGGAACUAUGUUUGGGAACACUUCGCGAUUACAUAAGAGAAAGGUACACCGGCACGAUGCCUUCCGAACUCGACGGGAUGAUUCAAAUGGCUAGCGGAUUGCAAUAUAUUCACGACCAGAAAUUUGUCCAUCGAGAUAUCAAACCAGAAAAUGUAUUGAUUUCUAAAUCCCACGUUCUGAAAAUAUCGGAUUUCGGAUUCUGCCGCCCAGUUACAGGAUCCGGAAGUUUCUCUAUGUCCAGCGGACCCAAAGGCACCAAAAUCUAUAACUCCCCCGAAUACCUUCGUAUAGAAGAGAAACCCGAAGAGGAAAGAGGGCAAAUUCGAGCUAAUGUGUCGAUAGACAUCUUUUCUUUAGGCUGUGUCUUUUUUAGUUACAUUACAAAAGGCGGUCAUCCUUUCGCUACGGGAAAGAAUCCCGUUGAAUUUGAAACCGUCGCCAACAUUUACAAAGGCGAAAAGUUCAUCCGCAACGUUAAUUCUGAUCUAUCGAAGGAUUACGACUAUGCAUUGCCGAUGAUUGACGGCAUGACUGAGUUUAGUGCAAACAACCGUUGGAGUCUGCAAAAAGUUUUGGAAAUUCUAAAGAAUCAGAACUUGAAGUCUCCAGAAAAAUGAAAAGCAAAUUGGUUUCAUUUAACAGAUUAAGAUGCAUGUUAAAAACGAAAUACAAAGCAGCUCGACUACGUCGCUUAACCGAUAAGGAAAACAAAUAAACUAUUGCAUCAAAAAGUUGUUGCAAUAUUAAACAGA